AUGCAGGAGAUGGUGUUGCUUCACCGCCUGGCGAACUUUCAGCGCGUCUGGAGCUUGCCACCGAAUGAAAGCACGGGCAAAGAAGUAUCCGCUCUGGCCUGGAGACCAGACGGCAAAAUUCUGGCUUUCGGGCUUGCCGAUACGAAGAAAGUGAUCCUGUGUGACGUGGAAAAGCCGGAGAGUUUGCAUUCUUUUUCGGUCAGCGUCCCGCUGACGUUCAUGUACUGGAUGGAAGUUACGGAGGAAAACAGCGUCCUCAUUUCGUUUUAUAACGCUGAAGACGAAUCCAGCCUUCUCCUUCCAAAGUUGCCUCCGUUGCCGAAGAACUACAGCACCACAGCAAAGAUUUUCAGUGAAGAAAAAUCCGAUGAAAUUAUGAAACUCAUGGGCGACGUCAGGCUUAAUGCCCUCGUUCUCGGAGGCGUCAAUGGCUUCAUUGAGAUCUAUGCUUAUGGAAUGUACAAGAUUGCGACGAUAACAGGGGUGAGGGGUUCCUGCCUGGCCUUGUGCUUGUCCAGUGACUUGAAAUCGCUUUCAGUUGUGACAGAAGUAGACACCGGUCCGGACGGAGAUCCGGAAAUAACCUACUUCCAGGUGAGUGGAAGGGCCGGCGGCUCGGAGGCCUUGCUAUACCACUUAAGCGAGCUGAAAGGCAUGGCUUUGUGGAAGCAGAAGUACGAGUCCCUUGGGCUGGACGCAUCGGGCAUAGAAGACGCCAUCACUGCGGUCGGCUCCUUCAUUCUGAAAGCAAACGAACUUCUCCAAGUUAUAGACAGCAGCAUGAAAAAUUUCAAGGCUUUUUUCCGUUGGCUUUAUUAUUUAAAAGAUGAAGACGAUGACCUUGUAUCUCCGCCUAACACGGAUGGAAACCAGUGGUUUAAUUUCCUUCAAAAUAGCAACAGCCUUAAAGAAAGCCCGUUGCUGUUUCCAUACUACCCUCAGAAAUCGCUGCAUUUUGUAAAGAGGAGAAUGGAAGCAAUCAUUGAUCAGUGUCUCCAGAAACCAGCUGAUGUGAUCGGAAAAACCGUCCAUCAGGCCUUUUGCAUGCCUUUGUACAGAGCCUCAAAAAGUGAGGACUCGACCCCUCAGCUGCUUAAGCUUCCCUUUUUGUGGCACGACAAAUCGUACAAUUUGCAUUACGUUUUAUUCACCAUGUUAGAGAACUCGGUUUCCAAACUCUACAUCUUGAGAAGGCACACCGACAUAUCAAGAUCCACUAAUAACGGGCUGCUUGCUGUGGAGUUUGGGAAUUUCCUGAACAAAAGUGUGAACGAAAGUAAGGAAGCAAGCUCCUACAGCUGUCUAGAUGCUCACUUCUACGACAACGAAACCAUCACCGUCAUCCUGGUGGAAAAUUCAGAACAGGAGGGGAAGGAACGGCUUUUGGCUCAGCUGCCCCUGUCCUCCAUCUGUAGGGAGCAGAACCAGGGAAUGGAGUUCAACUGGAAUUCUGGUCAAAGGCUAGACCUGCAGCGGGACGGCAUCCCUACAUGUACGGUCACCGCGGAGACUCAAUGCAGGGUGCUGGAGAAUAUGAAGGCUCACUAUGUCACCGUGAACGGUAUCCGGAAGGUGUCUUGUGUGCUAAGUUCAAACCUGAGGCACAUCCGAGUGUUCGAAAUGGAUGAAGACGAUGGAGAAGCUGAAGAGGAAGAAGAUGAGGAAGGCCCUCAGGCUGUCGGCCUACCUCAAGAAGAACUCAACCAGUCAACAGACACGGUUGAAGGAGAAUAAGUGCAUCUUGGCUCAGCUGAGCUGGUAGAUGAGGUCCCACCAAGCUUCUAAGAUGGAAAGAAAUGUUCAUUUCGGGGUCUUGGACAUUAGGGAGAAGAACUGGGGAUGUGGUCCUUCUGUUGGAAAAUGAAGUUAUGGAAGAAUUGUGUGCGUUUCCCGUCUGUCUGGUUUUUAAAACUCACAUUCUGCCAACCUCUGUUUCUUGUGUUAUGGCUCUACUGUCUGAAUAACACAACUGGAAACAAACAAGUCUUCAGAUAUUCCUGCCAACAUGGUUCUGCGGUUUCCUAAACUCCAUUGCUUCUCUGGAUUUCUAAACAAGUGGUCUCUUUUAGAUGUCACAGUUUUGUCUAUGUGUCACUCUCUCAAGUUUGCCAGAGUAAUGUGGAGAAUGGCCGGGGAAGUCUCUUAAACCAAGGGU
Molecule: messenger RNA, 2155 nt
Organism: Protobothrops mucrosquamatus (brown spotted pit viper)
Lineage: Eukaryota; Metazoa; Chordata; Lepidosauria; Squamata; Viperidae
Gene: ANAPC4
Product: anaphase promoting complex subunit 4
Exons: 20
Coding region: 1-1734 (577 amino acids)
Biological process (GO): positive regulation of mitotic metaphase/anaphase transition; protein K11-linked ubiquitination; anaphase-promoting complex-dependent catabolic process
Cellular component (GO): nuclear periphery; anaphase-promoting complex
Molecular function (GO): protein binding
Source: RefSeq, a predicted model, not a curated record